AACAUAGUUGAGCAAGUGUUCAGAAUGACUUUUUAAAUAGAUUUUUUUAUUGUAAUUAUGUGGGGUUUGAUGUGGAGGUGGGAAUAGGAAAUGUGUGCAUGAAUUCAGUACUCUAGGAGUCCAGGAGAGAGACAUGGGAUCCUCUGAUGUUGUAGUUUCAGACACUUGUGAGCGGUCCCAAGUGGAUACUGGGAACAGAACUUCCAUCCCCUUGGAAAGGUCGUACUGGACGUUUAACUGCCGAGCUGCCUCCCCAGCCUCCCAUCACCUUUUAUGAUGGUAGCUGGACCCCACACAUGCAAAGCGCACCACUGAGCAAUAUCCACGAACCGAGAGCCAUACACUGGAGCAAGUUUGAAACAUUACACUCUGGGCACCUUUGUGUGCGUGUGUGUUGAGAUAGGGUGGCGUCAAACUGGGGAUCCUCCUGUCUCGGUCUCACGAAAGCCAGGAUUGCAGGCGUAUAUCAGCACAUCUGGUUGGUUGCCUUUCAGUUCCAAUAGUCCACACCUCUGUGGUGUAUGAGCGAGGCCUGCGACUCCCAGACAAACAUCUCCUCCCCUCGCUCACACCCGCCAGAGCACUGCUCCUCCAACAGGUCAUCCUGAAAGCCUGGGCCCUUGUGAACCCGCCACUUAGAGAAUACAUUUUAAACCCAGAGUCUGCUCCAGAAGCCAUGAAACUGACACAGUUGACCCCAGCGUUUCCUUGUGGGUCCAGAAAGGCCGCUAGAUGGCAAUCCGGGGCUGACCGCAAGAUCGGCCUCCUUCCUCUUCCCUUAACUUCCCAGCAUCGAGGUCCCUGUCCGGAGGGACCCGAGUGUCGGGGCUGGCCCGCUUCCCCCGGGGUUCCCCAGUUUCGGAGACAGCCAAGAGCUAGGCGCAGCAAGAGCCGAGCGGCCCCGUGGGCUCCUAGCCGUCCGGGGCAAGCCUGGGACGGUGCAGAGAUCCGAGCCCCGCACCGCGCUGGCUUCGCCGUCCCGCCUCGCCGCUCCGCAGCAGGACUGCGGGUGGCACCCGGCGGCCACCAGCCCCGGGCGAGCCUUCCCCGUAAGGGGCGCGCCUGCGUCGCCCCGGGUUGGCUACAAGAGUCCUGGAGUUAAACUUUCAGCCAAUAAAGAAAGGGCUUGAGGAGUGACGCACAGGAACGUCACGGGAAUUCCCCCCCUCGGGGGGCAGAAAGGGGCUUUCCCGGCCGGAGCCCUGUCGCCGGAGAGGAGCAGCGACCGGUCCAGGGUAGGGUUCGGAAAGAAGCCGGAACCAGAGCCGCCACCACGGUGAGUGGCCGGGUCCAGACCCCUGAGUGACCGGGGAAUGGAGAGGGAGGGAGGAGGGACUUUGGGUGACAGUCUGGGGCUGGACACCACCUCCAGAGAGCGCGCACACGAACAGGACACCCUGGUACACACUGACACGUAAGCCUGCCCUUACGCUGGCCUGCGCACAGCCCGCCGGGUGUCAGCCCCGCACACGCACACGCACACACACACGCACACACACACGCACGCACGCCGCCACAAGUUCACCUGGGCACCAGUGCCUGAGCACCAGCAUCCAGAUGUGCACGGACGUCUGCCCACACCGACCAGCUCCAGGACUCACUCACCUGUGUGGACGAAUGCUCACUUGCACGUGCAUGCUGCCACCACUCGCACUCACCACGCACACGAGACAUUAGGGCCGAAAACGCAAACUGCCGUCAGGGACACACGCGUUUUACAAAUGGUUGUGGGGCUGGGCUCUCAAGGGCCGGUCGCCCGGAGCAGGUGCAGCGGGGGGAUCCGGGAAGCUAAGCUGUUCCGGAGUCGCUAGAGACCGUGGAGGGGGAAACUCCUCUCCCCACCCUGCGGCUCGUGUCGCCUUCUCCCUGCAGAACCCCGGGGGCCCCAUUGGAAGAGCCCCCGCCUACGGGCCAUUCGGAAAAGAGGCCUCCGACGGCAGGAAUGUCCCCACAAAAGCCCCCGGGUGAAUCAGCCGUGUCCUCCACGCUGGCCGAAAAUCCCAAGGUUGCUCCAGGCCGCGGAGUGGGGGCGAGGCGGGCUAGGCCCCGACUGAGCCCCGGGGGCUGCGGCCGCUGCGGGGAACCAGGAACAGCCCGGGCCUCCCGCCCCUCCCGCCGCGGGGGCGGGGCCCCGGCGUCAUUUCCAGGCCCGCCCCCUCCGGCUCCGCCUCCCCCUGGUAUUUUCGGGACUUUCCUAAGCAGCACUAACUUUCUGCCCCUUCCCGGGCCCGGCCCCGCUCCGGAUCUCGACCUCCACCGGAUCUGACCCGCCACGCCCGGACCGGCGGCCGGAGGAGAUCAGACCCUCCCCCAAAUCUGGGGCCCCCUCUGCUGCCCGCCUCUAUCCUGAUCUCUCCCCCUCUCCCCGCUCCCGCGUCUCUCUUCACUUUAGGCGGGCGUCUGAAACCCUGGGAAACCGAACAAGGGCCCGAAGCCGCCAGACACAGCGGGGCCUAGCCCAGAGACAUGGACAGUUGCUACGACCCAGGUCUGGAUGGCAUCCCCGAUUAUGAUUUUGAGUUCAGCCCCUCCAUUGGGGAGCCCAAGGAUCCAGCCCCAGAGACAGCUGAUAGCCCCUAUCUGGUGAUUGUGGAGCAGCCCAAGCAGCGAGGUUUCAGAUUUCGAUAUGGCUGUGAAGGGCCCUCCCAUGGAGGCCUGCCAGGUGCCUCCAGUGAGAAGGGCCGGAAGACCUAUCCCACUGUCAAGAUCUGUAACUAUGAGGGACCAGCCAAGAUUGAGGUGGACCUCGUCACGCACAGUGACCCACCUCGUGCGCAUGCCCACAGUCUGGUGGGCAAGCAGUGCUCGGAGCUGGGGGUCUGUGCUGUGUCUGUAGGACCCAAGGACAUGACUGCUCAAUUUAAUAAUCUGGGUGUCCUGCAUGUAACCAAGAAGAACAUGAUGGAGAUUAUGAUUCAAAAACUUCAAAGGCAGCGGCUUCGUUCCAGGCCUCAGGGCCUUACAGAGGCUGAGCGCCGGGAGCUAGAGCAGGAGGCCAAGGAGCUGAAGAAAGUCAUGGAUCUGAGCAUCGUGCGGCUACGCUUCUCCGCUUUCCUUCGAGCUAGCGAUGGCUCCUUCUCCUUGCCUCUGAGGCCGGUUAUCUCCCAACCCAUCCAUGACAGCAAGUCUCCAGGGGCCUCAAACCUGAAGAUUUCCCGAAUGGACAAAACAGCGGGUUCUGUGCGCGGUGGAGACGAAGUUUAUUUGCUUUGUGAUAAGGUGCAGAAAGAUGACAUUGAGGUCCGGUUCUAUGAGGAUGACGAGAAUGGAUGGCAAGCCUUUGGGGACUUCUCUCCCACAGACGUUCAUAAACAGUAUGCCAUUGUGUUCCGGACACCGCCCUAUCACAAGAUGAAGAUAGAGAGGCCUGUAACGGUGUUCCUGCAGCUGAAACGCAAGCGUGGGGGGGAUGUCUCCGACUCCAAACAGUUCACCUAUUACCCUCUGGUGGAAGACAAGGAGGAAGUGCAGCGGAAGCGAAGGAAGGCCUUGCCCACCUUCUCCCAGCCCUUCGGGGGCGGAUCCCACAUGGGUGGAGGCUCUGGGGGCUCCGCGGGGGGUUAUGGAGGCGCUGGAGGAGGUGGCAGCCUCGGCUUUUUCCCCCACUCCUUGCCCUACAACCCCUACCAGUCCGGCGCGGCCCCAAUGGGCUGCUACCCGGGUGGAGGGGGCGGAGCGCAGAUGGCCGGCUCUGGGCGGGGCGUGGAUGCUGGGGAGGCGGCGGAAGAGCCGAGCGCGCCCCCCCAGGCCCCCCAGGGCGACCCGCAGGCCCCCGACGCGCUGCGGCGAGCUCGCGAGUACAACGCGCGCCUGUUCGGUCUGGCGCAGCGCAGCGCCCGGGCGUUGCUGGACUACGGCGUCACCGCGGACGCGCGCGCUCUGCUGGCGGGACAGCGCCACCUGCUGACGGCCCAGGACGAGAACGGAGACACGCCGCUGCACCUGGCCAUUAUCCAUGGGCAGACUGGUGUCAUUGAGCAGAUAGCCCAUGUCAUCUAUCAUGCCCAGUACCUUGGGGCCAUCAACCUCACUAACCACCUGCACCAGACACCUCUGCACCUAGCGGUCAUCACUGGGCAGACAAGGGUGGUGAGCUCCCUGCUGCAGGUGGGUGCAGACCCCACACUGCUGGAUCGGCAUGGAGACUCAGCUGUGCACCUGGCUCUCCGGGCGGGUGCCGAAGCCCCAGACCUGUUGCGGGCUCUGUUGCACAGUGGGGCCCACGCCGUGCCCCAGAUAUUGCACAUGCCUGAUUUUGCAGGACUGUACCCAGUACACCUGGCAGUUCAUGCCCGGAGCCCCGAGUGCCUGGAUCUGCUAGUUGACAGUGGAGCUGAAGUGGAGGCAGCAGAGAGGCAGGGGGGCCGAACACCCCUGCAUCUAGCCACAGAGAUGGAGGAGCUGGGGUUGGUCACCCAUCUGGUUACCAAGCUCCAUGCUAACGUGAAUGCCCGGACGUUUGCUGGAAACACACCCCUCCACCUGGCGGCUGGACUUGGGUCCCCAACCCUCACCCGCCUCCUCCUGAAGGCUGGUGCUGACAUCCAUGCAGAGAACGAGGAGCCUCUGUGCCCUCUGCCCUCACCCCCUACCUCCGGGAGCGACUCUGAUUCUGAGGGGCCUGAGAGGGAUACCCAAAGAAACUUCCGGGGCCAUACACCUCUUGACCUCACUUGCAGCACCAAGGUGAAGACUCUGCUGUUAAAUGCUGCUCGGAACACCACGGAGCCACCCCUGGCCCCACCCAGCCCUACAGGGCCAGGGCUGUCACUAGGGGAUGCAGCCCUGCAGAACCUGGAGCAGAUGCUAGAUGGGCCAGAAGCCCAAGGCAGCUGGGCAGAACUGGCCGAGCGACUGGGGCUUCGAAGUCUGGUGGACACAUACAGGAAGACCCCCUCGCCCAGUGGCAGCCUCCUGCGUAGUUACAAGCUGGCUGGUGGGGACUUGGGGGGUCUGCUGGAUGCCUUAUCGGACAUGGGUCUACAUGAGGGGGUCAGACUGCUGAGAGAUCCUGAGACCCGAGACAAGCUGCCCAGCACAGAGGCGAAAGAAGACAGCGCCUACGGGAGCCAGUCCGUGGAGCAGGAGGCCGAGAAGCUGUGCCCACCCCCUGAGCCGCCAGGAGGGCUCUGCCACGGGCACCCCCAGCCUCAGGUGCACUGAAUGCUGCCCGGCCGACUUCUUCUGCCAGGUCCCUCUGUACAGCACCCCUGCCUAGUCAAAAUCUUAUUUAACACCUCAAGCCCACGCCUCAGUGGGCCAAAUAAAGGAUUCCUAUGGGAAGGGGAAGGCCCUUUCCCAACUUA
This is a messenger RNA of Peromyscus californicus insignis, 5306 nucleotides long. It is a transcript of the gene Nfkb2, whose product is annotated as nuclear factor kappa B subunit 2. The transcript has 22 exons. Gene Ontology annotation, molecular function: DNA-binding transcription factor activity, RNA polymerase II-specific; RNA polymerase II cis-regulatory region sequence-specific DNA binding; protein binding. Gene Ontology annotation, biological process: regulation of transcription by RNA polymerase II; non-canonical NF-kappaB signal transduction; canonical NF-kappaB signal transduction. Gene Ontology annotation, cellular component: cytoplasm. NCBI's taxonomy places the organism in Eukaryota, Metazoa, Chordata, Mammalia, Rodentia, Cricetidae. The record is from RefSeq and is a predicted model, not a curated record. Bases 2467 to 5163 code for a protein of 898 amino acids.